Messenger RNA from Magnusiomyces paraingens, 1560 nucleotides. RefSeq lists its product as uncharacterized. Gene Ontology annotation, molecular function: sphingomyelin phosphodiesterase activity. The record is from RefSeq and is a predicted model, not a curated record. Bases 1 to 1560 code for a protein of 519 amino acids. NCBI's taxonomy places the organism in Eukaryota, Fungi, Ascomycota, Dipodascomycetes, Dipodascales, Dipodascaceae. The transcript has 2 exons. Gene Ontology annotation, cellular component: cytoplasm.
AUGUCCGACUACGAGCUAUCAGACGUUCAGGCCAUCUCAUCGUCAACGGACUCCUCCCGUGUCGUCGCUCGCAUUCUUUCGCUCAACUGCUGGGGCCUCAAGUAUGUGUCAAAGUUCCGAGCACAAAGACUAGCCGCCAUUGCAGAGCGUAUUGCAGCCUCCGGUGACCGCUACGAUAUCGUUGCUCUCCAGGAAAUCUGGGUCGAAGAAGACUACGAGCUUCUACGCUCUGUGACAGCGCCGCAUUUUCGCUACCACAAGUACUUCUACUCAGGCAUUCUGGCAGGCCCUGGAUUGCUCAUCCUCUCAAAGUGGCCCAUCGAAUCUGCAAGCCUCUUCAGAUACCCUCUUAACGGUAGACCCUCGGCCUUUUUCAGAGGCGACUGGUAUGUCGGAAAGUCGGCGGCCUCGGUGGUCAUCAGACCAAUCAUCCACCACCACCCAACUGUUUCUUCAACUACAACUGCUGCAAUACAGGAAAUGGAGGCCCGACCUAUAGAAAUCCUCUCUACCCACUUACAUGCACCUUAUGGUCCAGGUGAUGCAGCUUACACUUGUCAUCGAACUGCACAGGCUUGGGAACUCGCCAGAUUGGCUCGUCGCGCAUCCCAACUAGGCCACGAGGUGAUUGUACUGGGUGAUCUCAACUCCAUCCCUGGAUCUCUUUCCCACCGUCUCUUCCAGCACACAGCAGGUCUUCGCGACUCGUGGCAAGAUCUUCAUGGCGAGUUUGAAGGUGGACCUGAAGCCAUGGGCCAACUAGCUCCAGAAGACCAAAUUGCUCUUGCAGGAACUACCUGUGAUUCCCAGCUAAAUACCUGGCGAGCAGACCGCCAGCGUCAUGAAGCAAAACGAUUAGAUUACAUUUUCUACGACCCCAAAUAUGCAUCGCCUUUAGACUGUCGCGUCUCCUUUGUCGAGCCCAUUGCAGGAAUAGGCUCCGUGUCAGACCAUUUUGCCGUCGAGGCCACUCUACUCAUUUCCAACAUUAUUAAUGGUGUCGCCACAACUUCUCCAAACCCCUUUGCAUCUAAUAUGAACCUACGUGCUGCUGCUACUGCUUCAUCUGAUGCUAAUGCAUCAUCUCAAAGCUCAAUGUCAUCUUUAGACCCUCCCCACCAAAUCCAACAACUUUCUAACCGUCGCUCCGGAUUACAACAUAACAUGUCGUAUGCACCGCCAGGCAACGGAGCCCCUGGAUCCAUUCAUAAGGUCCAGACAACUACGUCUUCAGCCACGCGUGACGAGCUUCGUCUACUAUACUCUGAUAUUCUCGAGCUCAUUGAGGAGUACAAACCCACCAGCAUUCUUCAGGCUCGGCUCCGCAACUAUCAUUUUAUUGCUUCCGUCAUAAUUCUUAUUGGCAUUCUUAUUGCCGUCUGGUGGGGUGCCGCCCAUAACCGCGCUUAUGUCGGGUUUAUUUUUAUUCUAGUCACAAUCGCAGUCGCUAUUACAGGACUCCUCGAUGGGCUAAUUGGGUUUCUGUUUGGCCGCAACGAAUGGCGCGCCCUUCUUGAAUUUCAAAGUGAAGUAGAACUAGAACUUCACUUUCUUGGAUAG